Stomoxys calcitrans (stable fly) is the source of this 627-nucleotide messenger RNA. It is a transcript of the gene ND-B22, whose product is annotated as NADH dehydrogenase [ubiquinone] 1 beta subcomplex subunit 9. Gene Ontology annotation, biological process: mitochondrial electron transport, NADH to ubiquinone. The transcript is spliced from 3 exons. Lineage: Eukaryota; Metazoa; Arthropoda; Insecta; Diptera; Muscidae. The coding region runs from base 95 to 526 and encodes 143 amino acids. The record is from RefSeq and is a predicted model, not a curated record.
GCUUGAAACAGCUGAGUGUCAGGCACAACUAUCUUUUUUUUGUAGUGAAAACAUUUAAUUUAAAGUAAUCGAAGAAAAUUGUUAAGACCUCACGAUGAAUAUACCGACUGGUAUAAUUACACACACUCGCCGCGUGCAAAGCCUCUACAAGAGGGCUUUGCGUAAUUGCGAAGCCUGGUAUGAUCGCAGAGAAAUUUACCGCUACCGAGCUGUUCAGCUGCGUCAACGUUUCGAGGAAAAUCGUAAUGUAAAUGACAUGGCCAAAGCGGCGAAACUAUUGGCUGCCGGUGAACAGGAACUUUUCAAUUCCCAGCAUUAUCAGCCCAUUAAACAGGCCAACAGUCCCGGAGGUUGUGCCUUCGAGCGUGAUGUAGAACCACCAGACUGGAUGUUGGACUAUUGGCAUCCUUUGGAAAAGGCCCAAUAUCCAGAAUUCUUUGCAAAACGGGAACAACGCAAGAAGGAGUUUGUUGCUUGGUGGGAGAAACAGUAUGGUAAACCUGAUCCCAAGGAUUUGCACCAUUAAUGGCAGUGAAAGACAACGCUGUUUAAGUUUAAGUGGUGUAGUCAUCGUUGAGGGCAUCAUUCAUUGGCUGAUGUGAAUAAAAUAAAUACUAGUAAAUUAAA